Molecule: messenger RNA, 1183 nt
Organism: Osmerus eperlanus (European smelt)
Lineage: Eukaryota; Metazoa; Chordata; Actinopteri; Osmeriformes; Osmeridae
Gene: mrpl44
Product: mitochondrial ribosomal protein L44
Exons: 4
Coding region: 41-1039 (332 amino acids)
Biological process (GO): RNA processing
Molecular function (GO): ribonuclease III activity; double-stranded RNA binding
Source: RefSeq, a predicted model, not a curated record
CUCAUUGAGGUUAGCUUUCUUUCACCCUCCUCAAACCAACAUGGCAACAGGAUACCUUAUAAAUCGUGGUGUUUUAACAUUUGGUAUUCACUACCGAAAUGUUUGUAGAAAUAUCUUAUUCACUCAGACCAGAGAAAAGAAACGAUGGAUGAAAGCGUACACCUUGUUAAUGGAAAGGAAAUUAAAACUUGAUGGUCCUCCACUGCCUAAGCCACGCUCUCAGCAGCCUAAUUGGGACUACCAUGCAGAGGUCCAGGCGUUCAGCAGCCGCCUCCAUGAGAAUUUUUCCCCUCAGCUCCUGAAGACAGCUUUCAUAAACCCCUGUUACAUUGAGUCUGAGCAAGAGAGAAGACACUCAUUAGGCAUGGACACAGAGACAACUGCACUUGUCCUUAACGAUAACAAUCAGUUAAACACCAACGGUUUGAAAUUCACCCAAGACUUCUUGGAAGAGUGGUGCAGGGCAAGCUUUCCUUGUUUGCCUACAGAGGGUGUCUCUGCCUUGGUGGGGCAUUUAACCAGCCAUGCAGUUGUGUGCCAUGUAGCAAGAAACCUCGCUAUUGAAGACCUGGCCAUGAGUGCCAAGUUUCCUGUCCCGGAUGAAGUUCUGCACAGAACAUUUAUGGCUGUGAUUGGGGCACUCCAGGAGAGUAGUGGGGCAGAGCGGGCUGGACUUUUCCUCAGGGACUUUCUGAUCACCCAGCUAGUAGGGAAGGACCUGUUUGAGGUGUGGGCCGUAGUAAACCCUAUGGGCCUGCUGGUUGAGGAGCUGUCAAAGAGAAGUGUUCCCCUUCCAGAGCCACGUCUCACCAGGUCGGCUGGCGCCAGUACCGUUCUCCCACUGUACUUUGUAGGAUUAUACAGUGAUAAGAAGCUUCUGGCUGAGGCUCCUGGAGAGACUGUUUUUGGUGCGGAGGAGGAGGCUGCCCGGGUAGCCCUGCGGAAGCUGUACGGCUACACGGAGAACCGGAGGCCCUGGGACUUCUCUGCACCCGAGCUAUCUCAGGCUUCAGCUGUCAAGUCCAUAAGCAGCAGCUAAAGGCACUCAAUGUUUUGUAGCUUAAUGAUAUCACAAAGUCCUCAGAAAACUGACUAUUUGAAUUACAGUGUUGUCUAUUUGGCUAAAUGUUUUCAGUGUAAUAUAUUUUUGAUCUGUGAGUCAAAUAUUCAUAAUAAAUAUGUA